Candidozyma duobushaemuli is the source of this 1620-nucleotide messenger RNA. It is a transcript of the gene SPT10, whose product is annotated as Spt10p. The record is from RefSeq and is a predicted model, not a curated record. NCBI's taxonomy places the organism in Eukaryota, Fungi, Ascomycota, Pichiomycetes, Serinales, Metschnikowiaceae. Gene Ontology annotation, molecular function: acyltransferase activity, transferring groups other than amino-acyl groups. The transcript has a single exon. Bases 1 to 1620 code for a protein of 539 amino acids.
AUGCCUGAAAUAGACGAUGUCAUCAAUCCGCCGCAUUACAGGCCCCAACUAGACUACAAUCCAAUGUCUAGCAUUGAGCGAUACACUGUUUUGCUUAAAGACGGUGAGACAACAGCGACGAUAUAUCCAAUACAGAAUGCUGAAGAACUACCGCCGGGCUUGCUUGCGUUCUUAUGUGAUGAACUUAAUAUGGAAAUAGAGCGUGGUGAUACGAUAUCCUUCUUUGAUACACUUCAUAUCCUGAAUUUUCAGAACUACUGGUUCGGCGCAUUCGCCGGUGUUAUGGUCCUUGGAGACUCAGCUCAGUUAGAAGGCCCCAAGCAAUGGGAAAAGGAAUGCUUGGGAACAUUUUUCGUGAAACCAAACUACCCUGGACGUGCCUCUCAUAUCUGUACCGCCGGUUUCUUGGUCAAUGCUGGUAUCAGAGGUAAAGGCAUUGGCCGUACUUUGGCUGACUGUUUUCUACAAUGGGCCCCCAGACUCGGAUACACCUACUGUGUCUUUAAUUUGGUUUUCGAAACAAACGUGUCUGCCAGAAGAAUCUGGGAGUCUCUUAAUUUCAAAAGAAUUGGUAGGGUGAAAUCUGCCGGUAUUCUCAAAGGCCAUGACACGGCGGUAGAUGCAAUCAUAUACGGUCGAGAGCUAGUGACAGUGUCUGACUCGACUGUUGGUGCUUAUCGCUUUGACAAGAUUAAGUUCUAUCUCGAAACUGGUAAGUAUCCUGCCAUGGCAGAUAGACAAGAAAAGUCCAGACUACGGUCUUCUGCUUCACACUAUAGACUAGAAAAUGGAAAACUCAUGCUUCGAGACAAAGAAGUUGUCAGCGAUCCCGUGAGGCAGCUACAAAUUUGCACCGAGGUCCACUUGUCCAAUCAUGGUGGAAUCAACAAAACCACAUCUGCUGUCACUGAAAAAUAUCAUUGGACGAGGAUCAAAGAUACGGUAGCUGCGGCAAUCAAGAAUUGUAUGGCUUGCAGAGAAUCAGCAAGAGAGGAGAUUGCUAUCAAGCGUGCUGUUGUGCCUAAGAGAGUACUUCAAAGUCCACCAGAAGGACGUCGUGAUUUGAAUCAUGUUACGAAUCAGAAAAGCUCACAGAACAGAAUACGACGUGAUAAUGGCCACGAUGAGGUGGAUUCAAUUUCUGCAAUCCAUGGGCUCCAGCAUCGUGAAUCAGACAAUUUGUUAACCCACGAUCUCUCGGGACUUGAUGAUGGACUAAUAGCUGUUGUUGAAGCUGCACAACGACGCCAGCAGUCUCCACAACAGAGAUCAGACAAUGAUCAUCGCAAUCACCAUGCACCAUCUUAUGCUGCUGUUGCAGCAGCUGCUGUCGAGCCAGAAACUCAUAGGGGAUACCAAAACGAUUAUUCUUUCCACUACAAUGAAAAGUACAAUUCUUCCAAGGACCGCGAUAGAAAUGAAGAUGUGCCUGUUGAUCCAGACGUGUCCGAGUACGAUCAUAAUGUGAAUCCAGAGGGUGAUGAGAUUGAAAUAGCAAGGGCAUUAAUGCAAUCAAAUGACGACGUCGACGAAAACUCCCCAGAAAGAGGGCAGCGCCUGCAAAAAUCCAGCGAACAAGAUAGAGCAAACGAAGCAAACAUGUUCUUCAAAAAUCAUUAA